AUGUUAAUGGAUACGGAAUACUCGUGGUGGAUUGCAUUGGGAAGUAUCUACAUGGCUCUGCCAUUGCUGGCAUACACAGUAAUACCAUAUCUGUUUUACGGCAACAGAUCUACAAAAAAGAGAAUCAUCGUAUAUGUUAUAGGUGAUUUAGGUCACUCGCCUAGAAUGUGUAAUCAGGCAGCUAGCUUUAGUAAGCAUGGCUGGGAAGUGGAACUUUGUGGAUAUCUGGAGGGUGCUGUACCAAAGUUCAUUGAGGAUGAUCCGAACAUAACGAUCCAUGAGCUCCCAGUGUGUGAUCAUGUAAGAGGAAAGCAGCCCUUAGCAGCUAUGAUUCAUAAGGUGACGUUUCAGAUGCUCGCCAUUAGCAAACAGCUUUGGAAACUUAGAGGUAGUGACUAUCUUUUGAUGCAAAACCCUCCUAGUAUACCCAUUAUGCCCUUGGCAGUGCUCUAUAGAUUUACAGGCUGUAAACUGAUCAUUGAUUGGCACAAUUUGGGUUAUUCAAUCUUGCAACUGAAGUUCGGUUCAUUCUACCAUCCUUUUGUCUUGAUCUACUAUAUGAUCGAAUAUUUCUUCAGCAAGUUUGCUACAUACAAUCUCACUGUCACCAAGGCAAUGAAAGAUUAUUUAGUAAAGAAUUUUGGCCUCAAAUCAAAGAGAUGCGUUGUGCUCUAUGAUCGCCCAUCAUCACAGUUUGGACCACUAUCGACGACUGUAGAUCGUUCGCAUGCGCUUCACAAUGAAUCGUUCAUAAAGGAUUACGUGCCAAAAGAUUUCGAUCUUGGUAAAGGAGAUAAGGUUUUCGUCACUUCCACCUCAUUCACCCCAGAUGAAGAUAUAGGCAUCCUAAUUGGAGCUUUGAAAAUAUACGAGAACUCAUGUAAAAAGUUCGAUAAGAGUCUACCCAAAAUUUUGUGCUUCAUAACGGGCAAAGGUCUCUUGAAACAAAAAUUCAUCGAAAGGGUUAGGCAAGAGAAGUGGGAAAAAUGUAACAUCAACUUUUUGUGGCUGUCCCCGACGGACUACCCUAAACUGUUACAAUUAUGUGACUAUGGUAUUUCUUUGCAUACCUCAAGUUCUGGGUUAGAUUUGCCGAUGAAAAUUCUAGAUAUGCUUGGGUCCGGCUUGCCAGUGAUUGCCUCUAAUUAUCCGGUGCUAGAAGAACUACUGGUGCAUGAGAAGAAUGGUCUGAAAUUUCUCGACAGGCGAGAAUUGCACGAAGCCUUAGUGUUUGCCAUGAAGGACGCGAAUAUAUAUAAAUCUCUGCAUGAAACGGUACUCUUAGAGCAAGGAAACAGAUGGGAUUCGAGUUGGAAAACAGCCAUGAAAGAAAUUAAUCUUAUAAACUGA
Zygotorulaspora mrakii is the source of this 1350-nucleotide messenger RNA. RefSeq names its product chitobiosyldiphosphodolichol beta-1,4 mannosyltransferase (gene ALG1). Lineage: Eukaryota; Fungi; Ascomycota; Saccharomycetes; Saccharomycetales; Saccharomycetaceae. Gene Ontology annotation, molecular function: mannosyltransferase activity. Gene Ontology annotation, cellular component: endoplasmic reticulum. The record is from RefSeq and is a predicted model, not a curated record. The transcript has a single exon. Bases 1 to 1350 code for a protein of 449 amino acids.